Vitis riparia (riverbank grape) is the source of this 1259-nucleotide messenger RNA. RefSeq names its product clavaminate synthase-like protein At3g21360. The transcript is spliced from 3 exons. The record is from RefSeq and is a predicted model, not a curated record. Bases 142 to 1110 code for a protein of 322 amino acids. NCBI's taxonomy places the organism in Eukaryota, Viridiplantae, Streptophyta, Magnoliopsida, Vitales, Vitaceae. Gene Ontology annotation, molecular function: oxidoreductase activity.
AUAAGGAGAGAUAAUCUCUAAGCAGGUCUUGCACAAAGUAGGAGUUGUGUUGUCUUCUUCAUGGUGACUAGCGAUCAAACCGAUUACCAAACUCCUUAUAAACAUCCCCAAAUGCAUUGAAACCCACAAACCAAAUCAUCAAUGGAGUUCUCUUGCGAGGAAUUCAAGGUAGGAAAAUGUGAGGGCCAGAAACUAGUGGAUGGUGAAACCAUGCCAUUGGUGCUACACUCUCCGGACCCCAACAAUAGCAGUGACUUAGACUCCCUUGUGUCGAGUCUGAAGAAGAACAAGGACUGGUUUGAGCAGAUGAUCAUCAAGAACAGUGCUGUCCUUCUUCGAGGCUACGACGUGAAGAACGCGGAGGACUUCAACCAGAUUGUUGAAGCCUUUGGCUGGGAUGACAUCCGGUAUGUUGGCCCGGCACCUAGGACUCAUGUGUAUAAACGCAUUUGGACUGCCAACGAGGGACCUCUCGAGGAAUUCAUAUACUACCAUCAUGAGAUGGUUUUGAUAAAAGAGUACCCAAAAAAAGUAAUACUUUUCUGUGAGGUUCCGCCACCAAAAGGUGGUGAAACACCCUUUGUGCCAAGCUUCCGAGUAACAGAGCGGAUGCUGGAGGAGUUUCCGGGGGCUGUGGAGGAUAUCGACGGCAAGGGGUUAAAGUAUACGUUCACUGCUCUCAGCAAGAAUGAUGUAUCUUCCAUGAGAGGUAGAGGCUGGGAGGAUACAUUUGGAACAUCGGACCGGGCAGAAGCUGAGAAAAGGGCCAAGGCUCUGGGGAUGGACAUGGAAUGGCUACCGAAUGGUGGGGUGAAGACGGUCUUAGGUCCUCGAGCCCUAACCAAGGUGUUUGAUGGAAGAAAGGGGAGGAGGAUGUGGUUCAACACCAUGGUAGGGAUGCAUGGGAAGGAGCACAGUUCUGCCAUGAUGGCAGACGGGACAGAAAUACCGGCAAAUGUAGUGAAGAGAUGUGAAGAGAUAAUUGAAGAAGAGAGCAUACAAUUCAAGUGGGAGAAGGGUGAUGUUCUCGUCCUAGAUAAUUUGGCUUUGCUUCAUGGAAGAAGGCCUUCCCUUCCUCCAAGGAGGGUCCUGGUAACAACAUGCAAGUAGCUUGAAUUAGGGCUGCAUCGGUAUCUGGGUUUCGGGUUUGUGGUGUUGGUGUGGAAACUGAAGUCUCAUAAGUUCACUCUUGGUGCCUUUGUCAGAGUUUGAGCGUUAUAAAAUAAAACGAUGAACCAUUAUGGUUCACUUUGUACUCC